CUGCCUUUGUUUCCUCAUUGCCUUCUUACCCCAGACCUACAAGCAUAUUUCAUAUAACUGCACAUAUACAUAAACCCAACUUAUAAUUAAAAACAUUUAAAAAACAAUCACAAAAAUGGCAGACAAUAGUCACAACCAUGAUCUUGCUGAAAAGACACAAACUGUCCCAGUUGAGAAAUCAGAAUUGUACAUGAAUGAAGAAUUGGAAAAGAACGAACAAGAAGUAGCUCCAAUCAGUAACGGUGGUGAUACCGCCUUUGCAAAUGCCUCCUGGCAAUACAAGACAAUUGCUUUGGUCACUGCACUUUUGUUCCCUCUUGGCUCUCAUUUCUCUGCAAGUGCCCUUAGUGCCAUGAAGGCUCCAAUUAAAGCUAACCUCCACAUCGACAAUACUCGUUAUGGUGUGCUUGCUUCUGCAGUCUCAAUUAUCAACACAAUCUUCCCUAUUGCUGGUGGUGUAUUCAUUGAUAUGUUUGGUUCGGUUUGGGGUACCUUGGCUGUAAACUGCCUUAUUAUCAUCGGUAGUUUGUUGACUGCAGUUGCCGCAAAGAUCGAGUCGUUUGCUUUGAUGGUUGUCGGUCGUGUUGUGUUCGGUAUCGGAAGUGGUCUUAUCGUUACCAUGCAAGAAUCUCUCUUGUCAAAGUGGUUCAGAACAGAGCAUCUGUCUAUUGCCAUUGGUCUCCAACUCUCAAUCAGUCGUCUCUCUACUUUCCUUGGUACACUUGUUGCUAACCCCAUUGCCGAAAAGACUGGAGACUGGGUUUGGGCCUUCUGGCUGUCUUUCAUUCUCUGUGGCUUCUCAAUCCUCAUGAACGUCAUCUAUGCCCUCACUGUCAUGAAGCUCCGUGGAAACGUUGUCAUCUCAAAGGAAGAAGUCGCGCGUCUCAAGAACAAGAAGACCUUCAAGUGGCGCUCUGUCUUCAAGUUCCCCACCAUCUACUGGCAUAUCAUUCUUAUCGAAUUCAUCUUUGCGGCCGUCUGGUCUUCUUUCCAGACCAUCAGUACCGAACUUGUUAUCGUGCACUUUAACACCACCAGUGUAUUGGCCGGCUACACUGCCAGUGCCUCUCAGUCAAUCCCCAUCGUCGCCACUGCUGUUUUGGGUGUGUUCAUGGACUACUUUGGCCACCGUAUCACUGUUCUCUUGAUUUCUGCAAUCUUCCUUAUCCUUAGUUCUGGUCUUCUCGGCUGGACCUAUGUUGAUGCUAUUGUCGGUAUGAUUUUCUACAGUAUCUCGCUUGCAUUCGGUCCCAUUGCCAUGAUUACGUCUAUCGGUAUGAUCUUGCCAUCUGACUACAUUGGUACCGGUCUUGGUAUCUACAAGAGUUCCAACAAUGUCGGCACCACCAUCCUUGAUAUCGUUGUUGGUGUUAUCCAGGACAACACGCACAAUCAAGCCUAUACCGGUGUCAUGACUCUGUUUAUCGUCCUUGGUGGCAUUGGUUUCGUGUUGAUCUUUGGUUUGAUUAUCACCCAGCGUUUCUACCUGCGCAACCUUUUGCAGACAACCCGUGCCAACCGUACUGCGAUCAUGAAGGAAGUAAACGACAAGGAGCUCUUUUACACACAGCAGGGUCUCGAUGCCUACACUGGUGUUAAUCCUGCUAUCCAGAACUAUAUCUAUGUUGGCUGUUUCAUUGUCUGUCUCUUGGUUGCCUGGGUUCUGUUCUUUGUCUACGCAGCAACUGGAGGUGUUGCUGCCUAAAGAAUCUUAUUCUCCUAUCCUUUUGUUUUGUUUUCCUUUUUGCUUUUCUUUCGCUUGAGCUGGCACUCAUUUUUUUUUCUUGCACUUGAAAAAAAAUAAUUGUAGGAAUAUAUAUUGUGUUCCUUUAUUCCUUUAUCUAUUUAUUUAAUUAUUCUCUUUAUUUAUUCACUUAAUUAUUUACUUUAUUCAUCUUUUCAACGUGUAAUUGUUAUACCAACUACCAAAAUCAAUAUAUACACAUAUAUAUUUUUAAAAAAAAUAUAUUUAAUAUUAACAGCAGCAACAAUAAUAAACCUUUUCUUUCUUUCUUUCUCUGUGCACUUUAAUUGUAAGUGUGUUUGAGCUUUAAUAC
Phycomyces blakesleeanus NRRL 1555(-) is the source of this 2057-nucleotide messenger RNA. RefSeq lists its product as hypothetical. The transcript has 3 exons. Gene Ontology annotation, molecular function: transmembrane transporter activity. Lineage: Eukaryota; Fungi; Mucoromycota; Mucoromycetes; Mucorales; Phycomycetaceae. The record is from RefSeq and is a predicted model, not a curated record. Bases 116 to 1705 code for a protein of 529 amino acids. Gene Ontology annotation, biological process: transmembrane transport.